GUCGCUCUUUUUGGUAUCAUUUCUAACAUCAUCAACAUCGUUGUCUUUUAUCAAGAAGGCCUGAAGAGCACCGUCAACAUUUCGCUCACGGGACUCGCGCUAUCCGACCUCGGCUGUCUGCUCUUGGUACAAUGGUACAACAUCUGCUUUAACCCGCUGUUCGCCGGGUCGGGGAUCCCGCUGGUUCUGUUUGAAUUCCAGCACCUGACCGCGGGGGUCCCCCACCUCUGCUUCACGCGAGUCACCGGGUGGAUCACCGUCUACAUCACGGCUGAACGAUGCCUGUGUAUCGUCACACCGCUAAAAGUCAAACGACUCCUCAGCCCGGCGAGGUCGGUCCUGAUCAUCUGCUCGAUCUACGCGCUGACGGCCCUGACUUUGUUGCCAGAAUACAAGAGUAUGUACAUCGAUUGGAAGUUCUACCCAGGAUCCAACAGGACUUUACUGGGAUUGAUUCAAAAAGCAAACGUUCAACAUUUGAAUGGUCUGACGAGCCUACUGUACGGCUUACAAAUGAUCUUCAUUUUCGUCGCCGUCGGUGUAUUAACCGCAGUAUUAGUCAUAAAACUCAAGCUUCAUUCAGUAUGGCGGAAUAAAUCGGUCUCAAACUCCGAUCAGUCCUGUGCGAUGUCCAGUAAAGAUAAGAAGAUCAUGAGUGUCAUCAUAACCAUCGCUGUCUUCAUGAUCAUUUUGUACACCCCUUCCGUCAUAUUUACUGCGUACGCCUUCAUCGAACCUGAAUUUUCCAUUGGGGGCAGGUUGGCAAACGUUUACCUGGCAGCUGCCUCGUUUCUGGUGCUGCUGGAAGUGAUCAACUCGAGCUACACCAUUGUUUUGUACUACUUUAUGAGCUCAAAUUUCCGAAAGCGUUUUGUACAAUUAUUCCAGUGA
This is a messenger RNA of Lymnaea stagnalis (great pond snail), 891 nucleotides long. NCBI's taxonomy places the organism in Eukaryota, Metazoa, Mollusca, Gastropoda, Lymnaeidae. The record is from the annotation of a GenBank genome assembly.